UCGAGACUCGAUCGAGAGAGGGAGAGAGAGUAAUCCAUGGCGACUUGUGGAGUGAGGAAGAUGAAGCUGGGAACCCAAGGCCUUGAGGUAUCGGCGCAAGGCCUUGGUUGCAUGGGCAUUUCCGCUUUCUACGGUCCUUCCAAGCCUGAAACCGACGCAAUCGCUCUUCUUCACCACGCAAUUGUCUCCGGGAUCACUUUCCUCGACACCUCCGAUGUCUACGGUCCCGAAACCAAUGAGUUGCUCAUCGGAAAGGCUCUGAAGGUUGAUGGAGUGAGGGAAAAAGUGGAACUUGCGACCAAAUUUGGUGCCACUUAUGCAGAGGGAAAGCGAGAGGUAAGGGGAGAUCCUGCGUAUGUGAGGGCUGCGUGUGAAGCAAGCUUAAAGCGGCUAGAUGUUGCCUGCAUUGAUCUCUAUUAUCAGCAUCGGGUCGAUACUCGUGUCCCUAUCGAAAUCACUAUGGGAGAACUGAAGAAGCUGGUUGAAGAAGGUAAAAUAAAGUACAUUGGUUUAUCUGAAGCCUCUGCCUCAACUAUCAGAAGAGCGCAUGCGGUUCACCCAAUAACUGCUGUGCAGCUAGAGUGGUCCUUGUGGACGAGAGACGUGGAAGAAGAAAUCGUUCCAACCUGCAGGGAACUUAGGAUUGGGAUUGUUGCUUACAGUCCUCUAGGACGAGGUUUCUUCGCAUCUGGACCCAAACUUGUUGAGAAGCUAGACAAUGAUGACUUCAGAAAGACUCUACCAAGAUUCCAACAAGAAAACUUAGACCACAACAAGAUUCUGUACGAGAAGGUUUGUGCAAUGUCUGAGAAGAAAGGAUGCACUCCAGCACAACUAGCACUCGCGUGGGUUCACCACCAGGGAGAUGAUGUUUGCCCCAUCCCAGGAACCACCAAGAUCGAAAACCUUAACCAGAACAUUGGCGCUUUAUCAGUGAAACUCACUCCAGAAGAUAUUGCUGAGCUUGAGGUCAUUGGCCAACCUGAGUCUGUUAAAGGAGACAGAUACACGGCCAUGGUGCCCACCUUCAAGAACUCCGACACUCCACCGUUGUCUUCUUGGAAAGCCUCAUAAAACCGGUUGAGAGUCUCUCUGGUUAUGGUGAUACGUACAUGGGAUCGAAGUGGUUUAGCUUAUGUCUGC
Eutrema salsugineum is the source of this 1143-nucleotide messenger RNA. RefSeq names its product probable aldo-keto reductase 4. The coding region runs from base 37 to 1074 and encodes 345 amino acids. Gene Ontology annotation, cellular component: cytoplasm. The transcript is spliced from 5 exons. The record is from RefSeq and is a predicted model, not a curated record. Lineage: Eukaryota; Viridiplantae; Streptophyta; Magnoliopsida; Brassicales; Brassicaceae.